AUGACCGAGGGAAAUGGCUGUCAGAGGACUGGAAGCCAGAGGGCUGGAAAUGCAUGGGCCCCCAAAAGGCUCACUGCAGAGAGGGAGUCCAGUAGCAAAAAGCCAACUAGGAUUCUCAGCACCAGCCAUCCCUUCCUGAAUCGAGAUUUCCCCCAUGACAAGGAGAGCUCAUGUCAUACAUCAACGCUGGGGGUAUGGACCAGAUUCUACAAAUCAGACCCACGCAUUGCUCUCGGAAAAUACUCCCCAAUGGAAAAAAAAAUCCUACAUCUGGGCGGCAUUCACACCACAGCAGCGAGGAGGUUUCUGGCUGGCAAAUUCAGCGAAGAAUGGAAAAUGCUGAGAGAGCUCCAGUUACAAUCUUCAGACUACAAAAAGGUGACAAAAGACAAAAAAUUCCCCACCUAUCCUUGUGUUUUGUGUGAACGCCCAGAGAAAUUAUGGACAGCAAAGGUGGUGGUGCCCGCGGAGGAGUUCAAGAUGCCCCUGCGAGAGAAGGUGGACAUCAGCAAGCACGUGACCAGGAUGCAGCUGGCCAGGACGCGGAGGCUGCAGCCGCAGGAGCUGCGCACAGGGAGGCUCAGGAGGACGGAGCCAGGCCUGGGUCCCGGGGGAAAGGACAAAGCCAAAGAAGAGGGGGACAGCCAGUCCGGGGACAUCUCGGUGGCUACCAAUCUGGAGCAGGGGGAGGAGGCUGAGCACGCGACCACAGACUCGCAGGAAAUCGCCAUGGAUGUCAUUUUCAAGGCAGAAGAACCCCCAAGAUGUCUACUACGGCAUCGAAACGAUCUCAAGCCCUUCCUCCCUGUCAAGAAACAGGAACGAACCAUCACAGGCCUCACGAACAGAAACAUCCUCCCUGUGGCUGAAUUUCCCGGAGACCUAAUGCUCAUGAGACAGCAUUUCAUCUCCCGGGGACUCCACCCCAGUGAUGCCAUUAGGACCUACUGGCUGCCCGAAAAAAAUACCUGCCAGGUGCUAACGUACCCACCUCCAAACCUGUAUUAA
Jaculus jaculus (lesser Egyptian jerboa) is the source of this 1008-nucleotide messenger RNA. RefSeq names its product chromosome 1 C10orf120 homolog (gene C1H10orf120). Lineage: Eukaryota; Metazoa; Chordata; Mammalia; Rodentia; Dipodidae. The coding region runs from base 1 to 1008 and encodes 335 amino acids. The record is from RefSeq and is a predicted model, not a curated record. The transcript has 3 exons.